GCCUGGCCUGGCCGGGACAUGGGCGGACCAGCCGCGCCGCCCCCGCGGGGGCUCCGGGGGCUCCUGCCGCUGCUCCUGCCGCUGCUCCUGCCGCUGCUCCUGCCGCUCCUGCCGCCCCCGGCACAGUGCCUCAAAGGUGGUGCUGUGACUGUCCCAGAAACACUGCUCUUUGUCUCCACGCUGGAUGGGAACCUCCAUGCCGUCAGCAAGAGCACAGGGGACAUCAAGUGGACGCUGAAGGAUGAUCCCAUUCUGCAGGUGCCGGUGUAUGUGGCAGAACAGGGUCUCCUCCUUCCCAGGCCAGCAUUCCUUCCAGACCCCAAUGAUGGCAGCCUAUAUAUCCUGGGAGGAAAGAACAAAGAAGGCUUGAUGAAGCUGCCAUUCACCAUCCCGGAGCUGGUGCAGUCCUCACCGUGCCGCAGCUCGGACGGGGUGCUCUACACCGGGAAGAAGCAGGACACCUGGUUCAUCGUGGACCCCAAGUCAGGGGAGAAGCAGACCACCCUCUCAACAGAGGCCUGGGAUGGUCUGUGCCCAUCCAGCCCCCUGCUCUACAUUGGCCGGACCCAGUACGUCAUCACCAUGUACGACACCAAGUCACGGGAGCUGCGCUGGAACGCCACCUUCUCCGAGUACUCGGCCCCGCUGUGCGAGGAGUCCCAGAACUACAAAAUGGCACACUUGGCCUCAAGUGGGGACGGGCUGGUGGUGACCCUGGACAAAGAGAGCGGGGAGGUCCUGUGGGCACAGAAUUACGGCUCACCCGUGGUCGGCAUCUACGUGUGGCACCAGGACAGCCUGCGCCGCAUCCCCCACCUCAACCUGGCCAUGGAGACCCUGCGCUACCUGACCUUCCAGUCACAGGACAUCCACGUCCUCAAGUGGAGCUACCAGUCCGUCAAGGACUUUGCCACCACCAAGACCCAGCUGCUGCCAGCGCUCUAUGUGGGGAAGCAUGCGACCAGCUUCUACGCCCUGACGUCGCUGGUGCACGGCGGCGUGGCGCUGGUGCCCCAGGGCAUCACACUGGCCAGAAUCGACGGCCCCACCACGGACGACGUGACCUUGAGAGAGUCGGGGGAGUGCGAGAUCACGCCCAGCACCGACGUCAAGUACCCGCAGGGCAGCAUCACCGCGCUGCACAACCAGUGGCUCCUCAUAGGGCACCAUGAGCUGCCUCCUGUGGUCCACACCACAAUGCUGCGAGCCUUCCCAGAGAACCUGAGGAAGACCACGGAAACCAUCAUUCCCAGGGCUCCUCCUGCCAGGACUGUGUUUGAUGAUUUUCUGGCCCCGAGCAGCCCGGAGGAGCCAGGGAUCCGCAGCGAGAGGCAGCUCCAGCCAGACCCUGCACCAGGGGAGCAGGUGGAGGUGUAUCCCGAGGGCACCUGGGACCUGGUGAUGGCUGGUGUUGGCACAGCUCUGCUGGGUGGGGGAGUCCUGCUCCUCCUGCUCAUGAAACUGCAGCAGCAGCACGUGACGCAGCAGCAACAGCUGGAGGAGCAGAUCCAGCUCCUGCAGCAGCAGCAGGAGAUGCUGCUCCCAGGCCGGGUCUCCGGGGAGGGUGUUCCCUCAGGGCCUGGGAAGCCAGGGCUGAGCCAGGGAAGCACAUCAGAGCUCUCACAGAGCGCCCACCUCUCAACCUGCCCAGAGGACCCGGCAAAUGGGAUGGUCAGCCUGGGUCCGGCUGUCCCAGAGGCUGCUGCAGAUGCAGAGCCAGACCUGGUUGUAGUUGGGAAAGUUUCUUUUAACCCCAAGGAUGUGCUGGGCCAUGGAGCUGGAGGAACUUUUGUCUUCAGGGGGCACUUCGAGGGACGAAAUGUGGCCGUGAAGCGGCUCCUGCCCGAGUGCGUCCAUCUGCUCGACCGGGAGGUGCAGCUGCUCCGCGAGUCGGACGAGCACCCCCACGUUGUGCGCUACUUCUGCACGGAGAAGGACAGGCAGUUCCACUACAUCGCCAUCGAGCUCUGCUCUGCCACACUGCAGGAGUAUGUGGAGAGCCCCAGCUUCAACCGGCGGGGGCUGGACCCAGUGUCGCUGCUGCGUCAGACCAUGUCGGGGCUGGCCCAUCUCCACUCCCUCAGCAUCGUCCACCGUGACCUGAAGCCCUGUAACAUCCUCAUCUCUGCCCCAAAUCGCCACGGGCAGAUCCGCGCUGUCAUCUCAGAUUUUGGCCUCUGCAAGAAGCUUCAGGGGGGACGACAGAGCUUCAGUCUCCACUCUGGUAUCCCUGGCACUGAGGGCUGGAUCGCGCCCGAGGUGCUGCAGGAGGCCCCGAAGGAGAACCCUACCAGCGCCGUGGACAUUUUCUCAGCUGGCUGUGUCUUCUACUACGUGGUGUCGGGGGGGCAGCACCCCUUUGGGGACAGCCUGCGGCGCCAGGCCAACAUCCUGGCAGGCUCCUACCAGCUGAACUGCCUGCAAGAGGAGGCUCACGACAAGCUUGUGGCGAGGGAGCUGAUAGUGGCGAUGAUCAGCCCUGAACCCCAGCGCCGGCCAUCGGCCCCUGUGGUCCUUGUGCAUCCCUUUUUCUGGAGUCAGGAGAAGCAGCUGCAGUUUUUCCAGGAUGUCAGCGACCGCGUGGAGAAGGAGCCAGCUGAGGGUCCUAUCGUGUCGGCCCUGGAAUCAGGGGCUCGGGCAGUGGUGAGAACCAACUGGAGGAUGCACAUCUCCCUCCCACUGCAGAUGGACCUGAGGAAGUUCCGCACCUACAAGGGGGGGUCGGUGCGUGACCUACUGCGGGCCAUGAGGAACAAGAAGCACCACUACCACGAGCUGCCAGCCGAGGUGCAGGCAGCCCUGGGCUCUGUCCCCGAGGGCUUCGUGCAGUACUUCACCUCGCGCUUCCCGCGGCUGCUGCUGCACACGCACGGGGCCAUGCGGGUCUGCGCCCACGAGCGCAUCUUCCACCCCUACUACUGCCAGGGGCUGCGGGGUGACGGCGUCUGAGGGGGACACGCUGGGAUGGCACCGCGAGGCUGCUGUGGCCGCUCCUCCCUGCCCGUGCCCCAGCCCUGGGGGCUCUUGGAGUCCUUCUGCCCCUCCCCAGGGCCAGAGAGGUGCCCAGCAUACGGGGGUUGCCAGCAGCUCAGUGUGAAGAGGUGGGCACAGGGCAACACUGUGCCUUUGCCUGGGGUCUCCUGAGCCCAAGAGGGACCCCCUGGGCAGUCACCUUUGCAAACACUCACAGUCAGACUCAGGGGCCUGAAGGCAGAGAACAAAGACCUCUCUGGGGUGGACUCCGUGCUUGGAGAAAGAGGAAAAUGCAAGUUGUUUUCCCAUGGGCAGGGGCAGCGAUGCCCUGGCACAGCGAGGCCCUCAGGCCGCACUGGUCCUGGUGGGAUGUGCACCAGGGAUCAACAAACUUUGUCCAGGGCAUUCUCCCGUGCCACGUGCCUGGGAACACAGCUGUUUGAGCUGUGACCAGGACCAGUACCCCAGUCUCGACGCUGGAGCUGAGCCCUCAGCCCCACUGGGGGCUGUGCUCGGCCAGGCAGUGCUGAGCAGCCACACCCAACUGGGACUUGCCUGUUGUAUUCUGGCUUGCAAGGGCGUAGCCCUGUGGCACUUGGGGGGGCCUCCAGCACAGCCCCUGAAUGAAGGUUUGAAUCUCAGCUGGGCUGAGAACAAGGUUGUCUCCCUUUCAGUCCCCAGCAGCCUGUACCUGUGCCAGGCCUGAGCCCCUGAGCAGGUCACACAGCAGUUCGGGAGCAGCUGUCUCUGGGCACAAAGCAGGGAACUCACUUUUCCCUAGGGAUUCCUUCCCUCAAACAGGGCUGUGCCUGAAGCUCCCCCAGCCUCUUCUGCUGCCCCAGGCCCACGUCCCGUGGGUGCUCUGGUUCAUGGCAUGCCCAUGGGCACGUGUUCCCUAUGAGCCAGCUGCCAAUACUGACUGGGUGCACAGGCACACGAAGCCCCAUGGCAAAGUUCCUCUGUGGAACAGCAAUAGUUUUGUACAGUCUGAUUCCUGUGGGUGCGGGGAUGUGGGAUUUUGUUACACAGGUAACAGGGUUCGUACCUGGUUUCUAUUCAGAAUAUAUUUAUACAAAAUGUUAUAAAAAAAACCCUUGUCCUGCUUAAAGAUAAAUAGGCCUGAGGGCACCUGUGGGUGCUGGCAGGGAGCAGUGUGGGGAAGACCUGGAGGUCAGUGGGGUCCUGCAGGAGUCUGCUACAGAUGACUUCUGCUGAGGCUGCAGUCAUAAUCAGUAACCAUGUGGUAAAAUAGAGCCAAACAUCUGCGAAAGGGGAAGGUUCCCCAACACUGGAGAAGUAAACUCACCCCCCUUUCUCUGAUCCCAAGACCAUCUCCCAAAACCACUUACUCCCUUCCCCACUUCCCAUCACCCUCUGCCAGUUUCCCUCUUGCUCCUUGUCAAGGGGAGCAGAGAGAGGCACACCCAGCCCCUGGCUGAAGUAAGGGUAGGAGGAUGGUUCUCAGUCAGAGGGGAAGUCAACAAACUGAAGGGAACUGCGACAGGCUGGAUGCUGCAGCAAACAAUCUUUAAUCAAGUUAUGCAAUAUACAAAAGUUGAGGUUUCAUGUAGCUUCAGUAUUAAAAGGCCGACUGCUCGGUCUCACCCUGGGCAUGUUCAAUACCCUACCUGAGCUUCUACAAGAGGAACCGAAGCCCAAGGCACGAGUGCUGCCACGUAUGGACACCUCACAUGACAUCUCCGCUCUCCCCCUGCUCUGCUCUCUCGAGAGCAGGCCCAGGUACCUCAAACAAGAGGGCUGGUUUGGAGCCAGGCUUUUGGCCUUGGGAAGUUAGAAAAACAGACUAGGUAGGGAAUUAAAAACCACACUCCAUUAGGAGUGAGGAUCAAGAAACCUUUGGGCGUCAGUCAGAGGGACCA
Molecule: messenger RNA, 4853 nt
Organism: Myiozetetes cayanensis
Lineage: Eukaryota; Metazoa; Chordata; Aves; Passeriformes; Tyrannidae
Gene: ERN2
Product: endoplasmic reticulum to nucleus signaling 2
Exons: 22
Coding region: 19-2949 (976 amino acids)
Biological process (GO): intrinsic apoptotic signaling pathway in response to endoplasmic reticulum stress; IRE1-mediated unfolded protein response; mRNA processing
Cellular component (GO): IRE1-TRAF2-ASK1 complex
Molecular function (GO): ATP binding; RNA endonuclease activity; protein serine/threonine kinase activity
Source: RefSeq, a predicted model, not a curated record